AUGGGGUUCUUCGGCAUGGCACUGAGCUAUCUGCUCUUCUCGAUAUUGCACUUCUUCCAAUUUAUUAUGGGACUUGUUGUCAUCGGUCUUUACGGGACAGACCUGGACGCCGCGCGCAAGGCUGGCAAAUAUGCGGACGGCAAAUGGGUCUUUGCGGUCGUGGUCGGAGCGCUGUCUGCUCUCACCUCUCUGCUUUAUUCCAUCCCCUUCAUCCUGCGCUUUGCCGCCGUCCCAGCAUGGAGCUUCAUCAUCUUCGUGCUCUGGUGCGCCGUCUUCGGCCUGUUUGGUAAAAUGUACAUCCACGAGAACCCCGAAGGCAACGCCGGCAUCCAGCGGAUGAAGAAUGCUGUUUGGGUCGAUCUGGCGAACCUGAUCCUUUGGUUCAUCGGCACCGUCGCUGGGGCUGCUUACUGGUGGGCUCACCGCGAGAGACACAGCCGCUUCACCGGUCGUGCCAACCUUGGCAGAAAUGCUUCGGUUCGUUCCUCCGGCUGGAGGGCAUAG
Molecule: messenger RNA, 504 nt
Organism: Neoarthrinium moseri
Lineage: Eukaryota; Fungi; Ascomycota; Sordariomycetes; Amphisphaeriales; Apiosporaceae
Exons: 2
Coding region: 1-504 (167 amino acids)
Source: RefSeq, a predicted model, not a curated record